AUGUGCGAACAACCCUGGUGGCAAUCCAUACUCUUUUUAUCAUUCUCCAAGUCAUACCACAAACUCUGUGUUCACCUGUACAAUCACUCUGGGGGCCUGGUAUCCCCUACAUUCAACAUCGACAGAGAUGCAGAUGUGUAUCUGCAAAUACUUGGUGCUGUUGUCUUUGGAUCUCCCAAGUGUCUCGGUUAUGACCAAACCAUUGUAUUUUAUGUUACCCCCUCCACAUGUGCCAGCAGUUCCCAUCGCACUGCAGUGCCUCACAAGGCCAUUACAUGUGAUGGUGCCCAAGAUAAUGUCAUUGUCGGAGAAGCUAACCUCAUCCCUAACUCAGAAGAAGGUAUCUCCAAAGAGAAGAGCAAGAUUGGGCCCAAUAUCAUUGAAGCAAGUUGCCCAUCUAGCAGUGACUGCAAUCACUCUGUUGCUGGACACACAGAUGAUUCUGGAUAUGUGACUCAUACUAUGGAGUCAUGUGAAGUUCAAGAGCAUGAGUCAUACCUUGAAGGCCCAUCUCACCUUGACCCUGUGUUCACUUCAAUGGGAAUUCUUCCAUCAGAAACUCACCCUGAUGAAGACAAACAAGAUGUACCAACAUCACUUUUCCCCCCUCCCCCUUCCAACAAAGACCCCAUCAGCAAAAUUCGCAUCAGAGAGAAGAUAUAUGAUAUCUUGCAAAUACUAUUCUACAACUGA
Molecule: messenger RNA, 693 nt
Organism: Suillus subaureus
Lineage: Eukaryota; Fungi; Basidiomycota; Agaricomycetes; Boletales; Suillaceae
Exons: 1
Coding region: 1-693 (230 amino acids)
Source: RefSeq, a predicted model, not a curated record